AUGAAGUUCGCUACCGUCUUCGCCCUCCUGACGUUGACGACCGCCGUCACCGCCGAGAUCUGCCCCGGCGGCUGCUUGAGGUGCAGCUGCGGCGAAAUUACAUAUGACAUCGAACAUUGCCGCCUCGACUGCAGGUGCAACCGGAACACCUACAAGUCGACCGACCCCAACAACAUACAGGGCAACUGCGAUCAGCCGGGCGGCUUCAGUAGCGAAUGCAGCGUCAGAUUGUUUGGGAAGUGUUACUAG
Messenger RNA from Colletotrichum higginsianum IMI 349063, 249 nucleotides. RefSeq lists its product as uncharacterized. The coding region runs from base 1 to 249 and encodes 82 amino acids. NCBI's taxonomy places the organism in Eukaryota, Fungi, Ascomycota, Sordariomycetes, Glomerellales, Glomerellaceae. The record is from RefSeq and is a predicted model, not a curated record. The transcript has a single exon.